AUGAAUUUCCUACGAUUGCUAACUAACGAAAAGCCAAAAAGCGAUGAAGAAAAUGUAAAUAACAUUGAUGAAUCUAAUAAAAUGGCUAUUUUAAAAGAUUAUGUACAACCAAAUGAAAAUGACAAAACGGUAGAUCCUGAGGAGGAUCUUGAUGAUGAUAAAGAAAUAAAAACAAAUGAAAAUAUCAAUGAUGAUGUUGUAAAAAAUGAAAUUUCAAACGAUAGUUCAAUAGUAGAUAAUAAUAUAAAAGAAAAAUGUGAAUCAGAAAAUGGAAUAAAUGAUGAACAAAAGUUAAUAAAAUAUAAUAUAAGCACUUUUCCUGAUAAUAAAAAUUUAAAAAAAAAUAAUUAUGAUAAAUUAAUAACUGAAAAUUAUAAAACAAAUAAUAGACAUAUUGGAGAUAAAAGAAAAUUAAAUAAUGCAUAUGUAGAUCAUAAUAAUGAAGAAAAACUAUCAGAAGAUGAUGAAGAAAAAGAAUUUGAAUAUUAUUACAAAAAAACAAUUGAUUUUAUAAAUACUGAAUUUUUUGGAAAAAAUGAUGAACUAAAAGAUAUAUUAAAUACCCCAGAAUCAGAUUCAAAAUCUUUAUCUGAAAUUGAUCAAAUGAAUAUUAUUCAUACUAAUAAUUUACCCGAUAAAUAUAUUCUUGAAAAAAUGCCUUUUUGUAAAUUAAUUAAUUUUGAAAAAAAUAUAUCGACUGAAAGGCAAAGAGUUUUAAAUUAUUAUAAUGAAGAUCGAAAACAAAUUUAUGAAAGUAGCAUAAAUAAAGAAAGACAAUUUUCUCAUAUUUUUCAAAAUACAGAAAAAUAUUAUGAUGCAAAAGAAAUAUUAGCAUUUCUACUUCCAUAUCACACUUUUUAUUUGGAUCAUAUUAAUAUUGAUGAAGAUGAUGAGGAUAUUGAAUUAAUAAAUAAUACAGAAAAAGAAAUUAAAGAAAUCGAGCAGUCCGUUGAAGAAAUAAAACAAUCUUUUGUCGCCUAUGCUAAUCCAUCAAUUAUUUGGAGCCUCAGCCGAAUUGUAGAUAGAGCAAACCACCAAUAUAAGAAAUGCAGAAAAAUGUGA
Molecule: messenger RNA, 1062 nt
Organism: Plasmodium berghei ANKA
Lineage: Eukaryota; Apicomplexa; Aconoidasida; Haemosporida; Plasmodiidae
Product: conserved Plasmodium protein, unknown function
Exons: 2
Coding region: 1-1062 (353 amino acids)
Source: RefSeq, a predicted model, not a curated record